Messenger RNA from Cicer arietinum (chickpea), 999 nucleotides. RefSeq names its product NADPH-dependent aldehyde reductase-like protein, chloroplastic. Lineage: Eukaryota; Viridiplantae; Streptophyta; Magnoliopsida; Fabales; Fabaceae. The record is from RefSeq and is a predicted model, not a curated record.
AGACACGAGAGUGUAUUUAUGUGAAUAACAUGAAGCCAAUUUGAAGCUGUGAAGUUAUUCAUCAGCUCAGCACCACAUCCAUCCGUUUAAUGGCUUCUCAAUCGCUACACGACAGAGUCGCCAUCGUCACCGGCUCUUCCCGCGGAAUCGGACGAGAAAUCGCACUCCACCUAGCUUCGCUCGGCGCCAGACUCGUAAUCAACUACACUUCAAACUCCAACUGCGCCGAUUCAGUCGCAGCCGAAAUCAACGCCAACCAAGCCACUCCACGAGCCAUCAUCGUCCACGCUGACGUGUCAGAUCCAGAUGGAGUGAAGUCUCUCUUCGACUCCGCCGAGCAAGCCUUCAACUCGCCGGUUCACAUCCUAGUUAACUCAGCCGGCGUUCUCGACGCCAAGUACCCUACGAUAGAGAACACGACCGUUGAAAGCUUCGACCGCAUCAUGAACGUGAAUGCAAGGGGAGCGUUUCUCUGCGGGAAGGAGGCAGCGAACAGGUUAAAGCGCGGCGGCGGAGGCAGAAUCAUACUGUUGACGACUUCAUUAGUGGAGGCGUUGAAGCCUGGUUACGGGGCGUACACGGCGUCAAAGGCGGCGGUGGAAGCGAUGGUGAAGAUUAUGGCAAAGGAACUGAAGGGAACGGGGAUUACGGCGAACUGCGUGGCGCCGGGACCUGUUGCGACGGAGAUGUUUUUCGAGGGGAAGAGUGAGGAGUCGGUGAAGAAAGCUGUGGAAGAGAGUCCGUUUGGAAGACUCGGUGAGACGAAAGAUAUUGCUUCUGUUGUUGGGUUUUUGGCCACUGAUGCUUCUGAAUGGAUUAAUGGUCAAGUUAUUCGUGUCAAUGGUGGCUAUGUUUAGUUCAUUCACUCUAGGAUUGGAUUAAGUUAUGCUAUAUUGCUAGCUACUUCUUUUCCCAUUGCAACUGAUUCUAUUAAAGAUAUAAAAUGUACUCUAUUUUUUUUAACAGUGAAUAAAAUAAAAUGUAUUUUAAGAAUCUCAA